Molecule: messenger RNA, 2133 nt
Organism: Cuscuta campestris
Lineage: Eukaryota; Viridiplantae; Streptophyta; Magnoliopsida; Solanales; Convolvulaceae
Source: the annotation of a GenBank genome assembly
CUGGCAGAGUGUUUUCCAUUUUUCCCUCUUCCUGCUCCAUUUUUGCUCUGGACACUGACAGAACUAGAGCUCGGUGGGUGCAUGGAUGAUGGAGGAAGAGGGAGGAGGGUGACGGGAGGCAUUCCUCUCGACUGGGAGAAGUUAUUCUCGGAACGCGAAGACGAGCCUCCGCCGGAGCUGGUGGUAACCCCCACGCCUGCGAUAAACGGGAGAUUGACGGAGAUGGACGAGGAUCAACGCGGGGGAGACCUCCAGAGCUUGUCCGAUGAGGCGCUCAAGGAUAAGAUUGCGAGGCUUCAUCGAACUAUAUGUAGCAGUACCUUGAGAAAUCUACCCGACGGUGGCGAGAAGCUUAAACUGUUUCACCAACGACAUCUGGAUGAAGUGGAACGGAGGAAGCGUGAGCGUCUGAAUGAGCACAUUGAUGAAUGGGAAGGGGCAAGGCAUGACCACAACUAUGCAGGUGUAGCUCAUGGCUUUAAACAAUCAGCUCCAUCAUCUUCUGCACCACCUUCUCAAUCUCCAUUUGCUUCUCAUUUUGUGAACAGAAUUGAAACAGGAAGCCAGAACGCCUUUGAAAAUGAAUUAUAUACUAUGAAUCCUUGUGCGAAUAGAGGGACAUGCAAGGAGAAGAGGGCAAGGAGAAGACAAGAUAGAGGAUUUUCUUCUCGAAACACACCUAGUCCGCAGCUAUCAAAUGCUAGAUUAAAAAGAAGUAUUUCUGCUGCUACAUCGCAUUCGGAAAAAGACUUUUAUGGCGGUGUUUCAAAGAAGAAUAAUUCUUCAAAUAUCUAUUGUUCAGAUGGCCCAAGGUGUAAAAAUGGGGAGACUGUUGUUCUUCUAGACGAGGAGGAACACGAGGUCAAACAGAUGGACCUAUUAGACUUUGUGGAUGAAGGCACAAAAGAUAUGAAGCUAUAUUAUCCUUCUCGAGAUGAUCCAGAUCCAAUUGAGCUUUGCUACUCCGACAUGAAUUGCCUUGCUCCUGAAGAAUAUUUGUCGUCAACUAUAAUGAACUUUUAUAUCCGAUAUCUGCAGCUGACCAAGUCUAUGUCAAAUAUUGGAGGAUGCAACUAUCAUUUCUUCAAUACAUAUUUUUACAGCAAACUUAAAGAGGCUAUACUGAACAAGAAUGACAGGGAAUCAUCCUUUGAAAAGUUAAGAAGAUGGUGGAAGGGAAUAAAUCUAUUUGAGAAAGCAUACAUAUUUUUACCAAUUCAUGAAAGCCUACACUGGAGUUUGGUGAUUAUCUGCAUACCAGAUAAGGAGGAUGAAUCGGGACCUAUUGUACUUCAUUUAGAUUCACUAAUGUUGCACAGUAGCAAGCCAAUCCUAAAGAACACCAAAAGAUUUUUGGUAGAAGAAUGGAAAUUCUCAAAAUCUGAACUACAUUUACAAAUUCCAGAUAACAUAUGGGAUGAACUCCCUGAUAUAAUAGAGGAAAAAGAAAUUGAGGUUCCUCAGCAAAAGAAUGAUUAUGACUGUGGCCCUUUCGUACUUUUCUUUAUUGAACGCUUCAUUGAUGAAGUUCCUGGAAGACUGAAAAGGAAGGAUCUAGGAAUGUUUGGAAAGAAGUGGUUUAAGCCUCAAGAAGCUUCUAACUUGAGGCAAAGACUCAAAAGCAUACUCGCAGAGGAAUUCAAAAAAGCUGCCAAGGAAUUGAGGACUUGAAAUUGCUAGUGAUCAUCUAACAUCUCAUGGAUCGUAAGCAUUUCCCAUCUGCUAACAGGUUUUAACACCGAUAGAUGACUGGUAGCUAAUCAAAAUGUUGUUCAUCGCCACGGAUGGCCAUACAUUAAUGCCAGGGAUCCCAUGAAAAUUGGAGAUAGCUUCUGAUAGGAUGGAUGGUUUUUUAGACCAAAAGCUGCACAGAACUGGUCUGUCUGCCCUGGCUCUCAAAUUCCCAAGAUGUGCAUUUGGGUGUUUCUAAAGGUACCAAAUUCAGCUUGAGUCGCACUAAGGAACUGCUUAGUUGGACUUCAUUUCAAUGCUGUUUAGUUCAAUUAAAUACUGCUUAGCUCAAAGUUACACUACAAUUAGGCUCCGUUUGGUACACAUAAUUCAAACUCUAGAAUUAGAAUUGAGGAUAACAAUUCCAAAUAUGCUGUUUGGUAACAAAAAAUGUGGAUUUGG